GGAAAGGAAUCAUUCGAAUCUCUAAAAGUAUUAUCAGUUUUUGGGUAUUUUCUUCCUUCUUUUCUCUCUAAAUAACCAAAACAAAAAAAUUAAAUUUCAAGCUAGCUGAUAAUGGCGGUUCGUGGAUUAAUAAUCUUUGCUAUGAUAUUCUCAGUCAUGGUGACUACUUGUUGUGGAAAAGUUAUGUUUUCUCACCUUGCUAAUACUCUCACAGUCUCCACAUCUCCUAAAGGCAAAGUGGAUCUAAAAGCGGGAGUUGACUCAAUAACAAUAACAUGGGGACUGAACAAAAACGGAAGUAAAGUUGAUACAAAGUCGUACAAGAACAUAGAAGUCAAACUAUGUUACUCAAAAGAAAGUCAAAAAGACAGGCCAUGGAGGAAAACUGAAGAGGAAUUAGACAGAGACAAAACAUGCCAAUUUUCAGUCGUUAAAAAAGAGUACAACGUUACAACUGACUCAUUUACUUACAAGGUUAAAAAAGAUGUUCCAACUGCUCAUUACUUUGUUAGGGUUUAUGUUCGUGAUGGCCCUGAUGGAAAACAGAUUGCUUAUGGACAAACCAACGGUGUGGAUUUAAACGUUACUGGAAUCAGUGGUCGUAGUUCUUCUAUUGAUAUUGCUGCGUCUGUUUUCUCUACUUUCUCUGUUGUUUCUCUUGCUUUUUUCUUUUAUUUGGAGAAGAAAAAGGCUAGGAAAGAAGAAGCUAAGUGAUCUUUAAUUUUAUUAUUCCUAUACUAUACUCUACUCCCUCUGUCGUCUCUUAGAAUUUGUCCAAUUUAAUUAAAAAAUAAAAUAAUUGAAUGGGAUUAACUUAAAGGGAUGGAGUAGUAUUUAUUUUAAUUCACCAGUUUGAUGUUUUUAACUUUAUGUUAUAACUUCUGUUACUAUUAAAUUUGAACGGAGGGGGUUUUGUUUUUUAAAAUAUGUAAUAUAUUUGAUAAGCUUUUGUAAUAGGCUUUGUUGAUGCCUCAAAUACAAUAUUUUUGUCUUUUAAUUAAGUGUGUAUAAUAUUAUUUGAUAAUUGGCAUUUUUUGUUUGAUUUUUU
Molecule: messenger RNA, 1048 nt
Organism: Amaranthus tricolor (Joseph's coat)
Lineage: Eukaryota; Viridiplantae; Streptophyta; Magnoliopsida; Caryophyllales; Amaranthaceae
Product: high-affinity nitrate transporter 3.2-like
Exons: 2
Coding region: 112-714 (200 amino acids)
Biological process (GO): response to nitrate; nitrate transmembrane transport
Cellular component (GO): plasma membrane
Molecular function (GO): nitrate transmembrane transporter activity
Source: RefSeq, a predicted model, not a curated record